AUGGCAUCAUCGGAGAUGACGUCCAUGAAUGCCUCCCACAAGACGGCGCCGGAGACCGGAUAUCAAGUCUCCGCCCUUGCUGUCACGAUCUUCUACGGUUUAAUCUCCAUUUUCGCAUCCGCCUCCGUCAUCUCCAACCCUUCUCCGUCUCCGGGCCUCCUCUUCCUCCUCAUCAUCUUCGAUACGUUGAUGGCCGGGAUCGUGGCGGCAUCCACGGGUGCAGCAGGCGGAGUCGCGUACAUCGGUCUGAAGGGGAAUGAUCAUGUGAAUUGGAUGAAGAUAUGCGACAAGUUCGGUAAGUAUUGUCGACACGUUGGGAGCUCGAUCGGUCUGUCGCUUGUCGCCUCCGUUGUUCUCGUGUUGUUGGUGAUCUUGUCGUCGUACUCCUUAUACCGUCGCAUUCGUUGAUCAUUGUCUACUGGACAGCUGGUGUUGUUGUACAAGUGUCGUGUUGAUCUUGUUGUUAGCUAGCGUGUGUUUGUUGUGAAUUCAAAUGCUUUUAAAAAAAACUACUUGUUACGUUGAAUGGAGAAUUUAAACAUAUAUAUGUUGAGGUUUCAAAUGUAUAUUA
Asparagus officinalis (garden asparagus) is the source of this 571-nucleotide messenger RNA. Its product is annotated as CASP-like protein 1D1. Lineage: Eukaryota; Viridiplantae; Streptophyta; Magnoliopsida; Asparagales; Asparagaceae. The transcript has 3 exons. Bases 1 to 408 code for a protein of 135 amino acids. The record is from RefSeq and is a predicted model, not a curated record.